AGACAUCAAGCUGGUAUUUUUUAAUAACAGUGACUAAUCGUUUCGAAUAAGCAGUGUUAAAAAAAAAAAAAGAGUCCACUGAUUAAUUAACGAACAACAAUGGAAAACGCCUUCGCCCCGAUUAGUGAGGCUUGCGUAAAGGCCCUCAGCGACAAAACCUACGACAAGAGGAAGAUAGCGGCAUCCGAAAUCGAAAAGAUGGUGGUGGAUUUCAACGUUAAAAAGAAUCACGGCCAAAUCCGGAGAAUAAUCGAGGUACUAAGCAAGGAUUUCGUGACGUCCAAUGAUUCCAACAAGAAGAAGGGAGGGCUAAUUGCUCUGGCCGCUACCAGCAUAGCUCUCGGGAAGGACACGGAGCGAUUUAUAGAGGAAAUCGUUAAUCCGAUUCUGAACUGCCUGAUGGAUACGGACACCAGGGUUCGCUACUUUGCCAGUGAAUCACUGUACAAUGUGGUGAAGGUUUCCCGGGGGUCGAUCAUUCCACUGUUUCCGAAUUUGUUCACAUCGUUGAGUAGAUUGGUCACCGAUCCGGAUCAAAGUGUGAAGAAUGGCAGCGAAUUACUGGACCGUUUGUUGAAGGAUAUUGUGAUUGAAUCGUCCAACUCUUUCGAUUUGGAUGCGUUUAUUCCGCUGGUUCGGGAGAGAAUCUUGGCUAAAAAUUCAUUUGCUCGGCAAUUUAUAAUCUCAUGGAUAUCGGUUCUGAAUGCAGUUCCGGAAAUUAACAUGGUAGUGUAUCUUCCGGAAAUUUUGCUCGGUCUGUUUCAAAUGCUGGAGGACAAUAUGCCGGAAAUUCAGCGAAUGUGUGAAUCUCUGUUGACUCAAUUUCUGAAAACGAUUAAGGCCGAUCCCACGGUGGCGGAUAUUCCGCAAAUGAUGAACGUACUGAUUGUACAAGCCCAAUCCAGUAAUGCUCUGAUACAGUUUACAGCGAUUAGUUGGAUCAAGGAAUUUGUUCAGCUGGCUGGAGGGAAUAUCAUUGGAUUCUCGUCGGGAAUAUUCACGGCUAUCCUGCCGUGCUUGGCGUUCGAAAGCGAGUCCAAGAAACACAUCAAAGAUUGUGCAACUGCGGUCAACAUUCACCUGCUGGAGUUGGUAUCCGGGACAGAGAAGCAACAGCAUCUAAAAAAUCUGGAUUUAGAUUCGGUAAUGGAAGUGCUGCGACAGUAUUUGAUUCACAGUUCUGUGCCGACCAAAAUUGCAGUGCUCAAGUGGGUUCACCAUCUGUUCACCGAAGUGCACGACGAGAUGUCCAGCCAUGCAAACAAUCUGUUUCCGGUUCUACUGAGGGACUGCCUGUCGGAUAGUUCGGACGAGGUGGUUCUCCAAGCGAUCGUCGUCCUGGCAGAGAUUGUAAAUUCGGCCACCGCGAAGGGCAGCAACUUUGAUCAGAUGCAGUAUAAGUAUUUUCUGAUGGAGCUGCUAACGUUGUUCAGCGAAAACAAGAUGUUUCUGGAAAAUAGGGGAACGCUGAUUAUUAGACAACUUUGCCGGCUGUUGAAUGCGGAGUACAUUUAUCGAACGUUUGCCGAGAUCCUGCAGGACGAGAGUACCAAUUUGAAGUUUGCCUCGACGAUGGUCCGGACGUUGAAUAUGAUUCUGCUAACCACUUCGGAUUUGUUCGAGCUGCGGAACACGUUGAGGGAUAUUAAGAACGAAAAAUCGGCCUCCCUAUUCGAGUGCCUGUACAAAUGCUGGUCCCAUUGUGCAGUAUCUACGCUGUCGCUGUGUCUGCUGGCCCAGUGCUACCAGCACGUGUCGGAAAUUGUCGUUUUAUUUGCCGACAUGGAGAUCACUGUUGACUUUCUAGUGGAAAUCGACAAACUAGUCCAACUGAUUGAAUCUCCAAUUUUUGCUUCUCUCCGACUCGCUCUGGUAUCGCAUGCCAAUGAUAACACCGAUGCACAGCAUCUAUCGCGGGCUCUGUACGGUAUUUUGAUGCUUCUUCCCCAGACGGAGGCAUUCAAUCUCCUUCGCAAUCGACUUCAGUGCGUUCCGAACUACUGGGGUCAACCGGCCAAGAUAAACUCUAAAUCGUCCAACGAGAGCCAGAGUAAAAUCAACUUUAAACAGUUAUUCGCGCACUUUCAGCGAGUACAAGAGCUGCAUCAAAAACAGCGACUGCAGCAACGGAAAAAGAAUCAAUUCUAAAAGAAAACAUGGUCUUUCGGAAUAUUCGAAAUAAAUCUACCUAAUCAAACAUUCCAUGAU
Messenger RNA from Ochlerotatus camptorhynchus, 2208 nucleotides. RefSeq names its product protein VAC14 homolog. Lineage: Eukaryota; Metazoa; Arthropoda; Insecta; Diptera; Culicidae. The record is from RefSeq and is a predicted model, not a curated record. Gene Ontology annotation, cellular component: PAS complex; endosome membrane. Bases 100 to 2148 code for a protein of 682 amino acids. Gene Ontology annotation, biological process: phosphatidylinositol biosynthetic process. The transcript has 5 exons.